This is a messenger RNA of Ananas comosus (pineapple), 2263 nucleotides long. Its product is annotated as F-box/kelch-repeat protein At5g60570. The transcript has 2 exons. Lineage: Eukaryota; Viridiplantae; Streptophyta; Magnoliopsida; Poales; Bromeliaceae. The record is from RefSeq and is a predicted model, not a curated record. Gene Ontology annotation, molecular function: protein binding. Bases 626 to 1933 code for a protein of 435 amino acids. Gene Ontology annotation, cellular component: nucleus.
CCUCUCCCUCUCCCUCUUCUCCAUUAUCCCCUUUUUUUUUUAAUUUGUCCAUUUAUUUUCUCGCCCUUAUCCAACAAUGGCGAUUUUCCCCACCUGAGUCCCCUCCCCCCUCGCUGGAUCCCCGCGGCGACCCUUUCGCGGCGAUCUCCGGCGACCUCGGAAGCUGGAUCUCCGGCGGCGGCUGCGGCGAUCGCCGAUCGGGCGGCGGAGAUCGCGCCUAUGAGCUCCGAUCGCUCCGAUCUCUGAUCGGAGCAAGGUGAGGUCCUCGAUUCGUUGUUUAUUCGAUCGACUUGGAGUGGAUUCGAUGCUCGUGUGCUUCGGUUUGGUUGGAUUGGUGCGGAGAGUGGCGUGUGGUUUGGCUGGAAAUGGCGGAGAUUGUGCGAUAGAUGCGGUGGUUGGGGUAAAUGUGGAUUUAUUGAUGGUUUAUACGUUGGAUGCGAUAAGGUGUUGGAUCCUGUGACCUCUUUGCUAGAAUGGCGAGGUUUUGGUUAAUGAUCUAUGUAGAGAUUAUAAUCAGUGAGCUUGAAUGCUUGGGAUUAUGGUAAUAUUUACUAGACCUACACUAAAGUUCAUAAAGCAGUCACAAAUCUUUGUUGAUUUUGAGCUGUUUGGUUGAGAAGCCAGCAUGAAAGAGCUUCAACUCAAGUCUCAGAGCAUGGCAGGAGCUCCUGCUUCUGUUCUUCUACAAAUUGUUAGAUCCUCUGGGCAAGAUCAAAGUUCAUUACAUUACAUAUUGGCUAUCUUACUAGUGGCUCAAAAUGGCUACCUGUUGAAAGAAAUCAGAGAGUUCACAUUCAGAAACAAGCUAUAUUCUGACCAAACUGAACUGAAGAAGAAGAAACCUCUUUUUAGAUCUCAGCUAGGAAGCGAUCACAAUGAUCAAAGUUCGAAUGACUGUUUCCUCCCAGGCCUCCACGAUGAUAUUGCCCUGGACUGUCUUGCUCUAACUAGCAGAUCAGACUACCCUUCACUCGCUUUUCUUAAUAAAAGGUUCAAUAACUUGAUAAGAUCUGGUUACCUGUACCAAUUACGGAGAAAGCUCGGUAUUAUUGAACAUUGGGUUUAUUUAGCAUGUACCUUAAUGCCAUGGGAAGCAUUCGACCCUUUCCGUCUUAGAUGGAUGAGGCUACCAAGAAUGCCAUGUGAUGACUGCUUCUCCUGUGCUGAUAAAGAAUCUCUUGCUGUAGGGACCCAACUUCUCGUGUUUGGUCGAGAAUUAACCGGAUUUGCUAUUUGGAAGUAUAGCUUGGUAAGCCGUGAUUGGUCCAGGUGUCCGCCCAUGAACUUACCUCGUUGCCUUUUUGGGUCUGGAAGCUCUGGCGAAAUUGCCAUUGUUGCUGGUGGCAGCGAUAUGAACGGCCGUGUCUUAAAAUGCGUCGACUUAUAUAAUUCAGAGUUGGGCGUCUGGGAAAGUUUACCUGAUAUGAAUAUUCCAAGGAGAUCGUGCUCUGGAUUUUUCAUGGAUGGGAAAUUUUACGUUAUUGGGGGCUUGUCGAGCCAUACUGAUUCUUUAACUUGUGGGGAGGUGUAUGACCUCAAAACCCGAACAUGGAGGAUAAUUAAAGAUAUGUAUCCCGGCGGUAUUAGGGCGAGUCAAUCUCCCCCUCUCAUUGCGGUCGUGAAUAACCAGCUGUAUGCUGCGGAUCAGUCCAUGAAUGUGGUUAAGAAGUACGAUAAAGUGAAUAACUCUUGGAGUGUGGUGAGAAGAUUGCCUGUUCGGGCCGACUCGUCGAAUGGCUGGGGCCUCGCUUUCAAGGCAUGUGGCAACAAGCUAUUGGUUGUUGGCGGGCAUAGAGGGCCCUGCGGUGAGGUCAUCGUACUGCAUUCUUGGUGUCCUGGUAAUGAGCAGGGUGGCGAUGGAAAUUGGGAUGUUCUUUCUGUCAGGGAACGGGCCGGUGCUUUCGUAUACAAUUGUGCAGUAAUGGGUUGCUGAGAACAUUCCCAGUUAUUAAGCAUACUCGGGGAAGAGAAUUGCUUCAUUUUAUCGGUAAAGUUGGUUCUGGUUUAAUUGCAUAAUUUUUUUUCCGUUUCCAGGUACUUAACAUUGUUGAAUUGUAUUUAAAAAUGACGCGGUUGUGCCCUCUCUCUCAGAGUCCUUAGCAAUUCGAAGAGGACAUUGAGUUGCAUAAUGUUUACUUUUUUAAACUUCAAAACUAGUUAUCGUUUCGACAAACUCGACUGAUAAUGUAGCAUGAGGUAUGGCCCCAGCUUUUUCAUUCUAUGUUUCUUAAGGCUUCUGUUUUCUCUUUUUUGGCCAUCGGCA